Messenger RNA from Venturia canescens, 2569 nucleotides. Its product is annotated as transmembrane protease serine 9-like. The record is from RefSeq and is a predicted model, not a curated record. The transcript is spliced from 5 exons. Gene Ontology annotation, biological process: proteolysis. NCBI's taxonomy places the organism in Eukaryota, Metazoa, Arthropoda, Insecta, Hymenoptera, Ichneumonidae. Gene Ontology annotation, molecular function: serine-type endopeptidase activity. Bases 16 to 2319 code for a protein of 767 amino acids.
UAAAGUAUAUAAGAAAUGGCUAAACCAGCUUCGCGAUCAGUUGAAAACAUUCAAGAACUUGAGGAUUGUAAACAAAAAAUGUUAAAGUCCUUGACUUUCGUGUUGCUGUUCAGUGCUGUUGUUUCAGCUGUUCCUCUGCCGAGACAAAAGAGCCAUGUUUUGUCGACUUUAUUGCGUCUACCUGUUCGGAUAAUCAAUGGAACGGAAACUACGAUCGAAGAAAAUCCGCAUCAGAUAAGCCUUCAACUGAAAGAUCACGGUCACUGGUGUGGCGGAAGUAUCAUAUCGAAAGAUUGGAUUUUAACUGCGGCUCAUUGUGUGUACGACAAAUCGGAAGGGGAAUUGAUGAUUUUGGCUGGAACGGCGAAUCAGUUUGAGGGCGGUUCGCAGCAUUACGUUAAGGAAAUAAUAAUCCACGAAAACUUCCAAGCCUUGGUGAAAAAAAGUAACGACGUAGCGCUCUUACGAGUCGGCGAACCGUUCGUAUUGGACGAGACGCGAAGGCCCAUUCCCCUGUUUAAUUCGGGCGAAGAAACAAAGGUGGGAUCAACUGGGGUGGUAACCGGAUGGGGGGAAACCGGAAACGGUUAUCCGGACAUUCUCAAUCGAGUGGAGCUCCCGAUAAUGUCUAAAAGCAGGUGCAGCGAGCUGUACAAAGAUGUUGGCGGUCUCGGGAAAGGACAAAUUUGUGCUGCUUACGAAGAAGGUGGCAAGGACGCGUGCCAUGGAGACUCUGGUGGUCCGUUGACCGUCAAUGGACGUCUCGCUGGGGUCGUUUCGUGGGGUCGAGGAUGUGCUGCACCCAAACAACCUGGAGUUUAUUCCGAAGUUGCUUACUUUCGGGAUUGGAUCAGAGGCCACUCGGACGUUUUAAUAUGCUGCUGUCUCGGUGCUGUAUUUGGAGAUCCAAUUGCGAAAAUCACUGAAAUACAAAGCCACUGGGACGGUCGUAUAAUCGGAGGAGAGGAGACCACGAUCGAAGUAGCUCCUUAUCAAGUUAGUAUCAGUAUCGGUGGAUCGCACUACUGUGGUGGUAGCAUAAUCGCCGCCAAGUGGAUACUGACAGCGGGACAUUGUGCAAAACUGCCAAAAUCCUAUUACAAAGUGCGUGCUGGAUCGACCUACACUAAGUCUGGUGGAUCAUUGCAUCAAGUUUCGCUCAUUCUACAACAUGAAAACUUUACGGAAGAUCCACUACUAAGUAUACCGUCGAACGACGUCGCAUUGUUUCGGCUGAGCGAGCCUCUGGUCAUGGAUUCAACGCGUCGGAUAAUCAAAUUGUUCAACGAGGAACCGGAAGUAGGAACAAGCGCGGUCGUAACGGGUUGGGGAACGAUCGUAUUCCCAGGAACGGUCAAUCCGAGUCAACUACAGAUCGUGAACGUGUCGAUUAUUUCUGGGGGAGAAUGUGCCUUUUAUUACGCCGGAAUAUCUCAGAUCAAUGACAGUCAAGUGUGCGCAAUGGAUCCACACGGUGGCAAGGACGCUUGUCAGGGAGACUCCGGUGGUCCCCUGGUGCUCGGGGAUAGACUCGCCGGCGUUGUUUCAUGGGGAGUCGGUUGCGCGAUCCUUGCCGAGCCAGUGCCGCAAGAGUUCAGUAUGCUGAACCCGUACACACCGAACGGUCGCAUAGUGGGUGGUGAGCCAGCAACGAUCGAGGAGAUUCCCUACCAGGUAUCCCUGCAGUAUUACGGAUUUGGUUUCUGCGGUGGUUCGAUAAUCGACAAAGAAUGGAUUUUGACAGCGGCGCAUUGUGCCGUUUAUUCAGCAUCGUCGGUGACUGUGCGUGCAGGAACUCAUGAGAUGUCGACGGGCGGCACACUCCACCCGGUGAAGAAGUUCAUAAAGCACGAAAAAUACCGUACGAACAUGUACGGCAUACCCAUCAACGAUGUUGCUCUCAUACAACUGGAGACCCCGUUGGAACUCGACGAGACAAGAACCCCGGUUGAGCUCUUUGAGAUGAACGAGGAAGCCGUUGCCGGCACUGCGUCUCUCAUAACUGGCUGGGGAGCGGUUCGCGAAGGUAGCAGCACUACGGAAACACUCCGCAAAGUUAGUGUUCCGGUAGUUUCCAAAGAAGCGUGUAACGAUGCUUAUAAAUCGUUCGGCGGUGUCCCGGCCGGACAAAUAUGCGCAGCGCAUCCGCAAGGUGGCAUGGACGCUUGUCAGGGUGACUCUGGUGGCCCCAUGACCAUCGGUGGUCGCCUGGCUGGUAUUACCUCAUGGGGCAACGGUUGCGCCAGACCCGGUUAUCCCGGCGUCUACACCGAAGUCGCCGCCUUCCACGAUUGGAUCAAGGAAAAAACGGGCUUGUAAGAGCCGAGUCUGAAUUUACUGUGGACUCUAAAGACGCACCGUAAACUCCAUCAGCAAUUGAAAACAACUAAAAGUACAUGUUCGAUUAAAAACUUCUGAAAACACCAUUGGAAUAUUGGCUUUUCAUUUCCUUCACAUCAGAACUUCCAAAUGCCUGACUGAUCGGUUUUUAAAUGAUAAUAUUCGGCUUUGAUUUGUUUAAAAACUAUUUGAUUGGCGAAGAAUAAAAUAAACUGGUCAAAGCGUGGAA